AUGAAGUCAGAACUAUCGUGCCGGGACGAUGAUACGAUCGACUUAGUUUUUGUUGAUAGAAAAAAUGACAGUACUGAACGUAUUUCGUUAGUUGAUGCGGGAGAUAAUAGUAAACAAAUGAGAAGAAUGGAUGAUGUCUCUAAAAAGGGACGCAAUGAAAGCAAUCAUACACAUGAAGAUAUGCAUAACGAAAUUUCUAAAAUCACUGAGAAUAAUGAUCGUAGCGUAGAACAAAGUAUUUUGACAAAUAACAAUAGCGAUAUCGGCGAGGGGAGAUCAUGCCUAAAAGGAGUUAAGGAAAUGAAUAAAAUUAGUAUUUUGAGAAAUUUUAACACGAGGAGGUCUGUACGAAGUGUCAGUGAAGUUAGCUCGACACUAAAUGAUGAUAGUGAUGAUUCUACUAUAUGUGAGGAUCCAGACGACUCAGAUUAUGAUGAGAUAUUAGAAAAGGUUGAAACUCAAAGUAAUGAGAGUGUUAAUUAUGAAUGCCAUACAAAAGAUUGCGAGCAUGUUACUCAAUCGCUUGUUGAUACUUCUUAUUACGACCAAUCUGGAACCGAAACUGAGAGUCAGAGUCACUCCAUCGAUGAAAACCAUUUUGCUCCAAUAAAGGAAGGUUGCGAUGACGACAGCGAUGCCAUUGGGGAUAGGAAAAUAUUUGUUUGCACUUCACCUGGAUGCAAUAAAAGUUAUACAUAUUUAAAGAGUUUUGUGAUUCAUCAACAAGCUCACAACGGGAAGAAGCCAUAUGUAUGUGACGAACCUGGAUGUGGCAGAGGUUUCAAUACCUUGAACAGCUUGAAAAACCAUGCGCGCGUGCAUAGUGGUGAAAAACCAUUUAAAUGUGAUUAUCCUAAUUGCCAAAAGAGAUUUACCCAUUUGAGGGGUAUGGCAUGUCACAAAAAACGUCAGCAUUCCGGCAAAACAGGUGGUUCGAAAGCUAAGCGGCGUAAAAUGAAGCGAUAA
Messenger RNA from Dentiscutata erythropus, 966 nucleotides. The record is from the annotation of a GenBank genome assembly. Lineage: Eukaryota; Fungi; Glomeromycota; Glomeromycetes; Diversisporales; Gigasporaceae.